Rhizophagus irregularis DAOM 181602=DAOM 197198 is the source of this 996-nucleotide messenger RNA. RefSeq lists its product as uncharacterized. Lineage: Eukaryota; Fungi; Glomeromycota; Glomeromycetes; Glomerales; Glomeraceae. The record is from RefSeq and is a predicted model, not a curated record.
AUGAUAUUCACAGAAAGUAAACGAUCAACUGAACCUUAUUCUUUUAUUUUCUUAAAGAAAUUAUGCUCUCUUUCAUUUAUUCUCAUACUUCUUUACUAUACUUAUAAUCAAUUUUCACAAUAUUAUGUAUCGAUUUCUAAUCCCAAUAUUAAUUUCUAUAAACUAAAUGUUGAUGAAUUUAUAAAUACUAACAUUAGUAUUAUUAUAAGCGUUCGGGGUGAAAUUGCAAAUUGUAAUUACAUAAACAAUAACAACGAUAAAGGUGAAUGUAGGAAAUAUAAAGUUCCUAAUGAUAACAAUCUUCACUAUUCUUUCAACCAUAGUUCUUCAGGAGUGUUAAGUACAACUAUAAAAAUAACUCCUAAGAAUACCAUCCCUGAAAUUUAUUUAGGUGGAUUUGAAUUAGAUAAAUAUUAUCCAUCAGAGAGUGCUUCUAAUUAUCCUAAUUAUCUUAUAAAUAUUAUGAAGGAACAAACUAUGAUCGUAUAUUAUUCACCAAUUAUUAAAACAGACUUUAAUAAUGAUCAAUAUGUCAACUUUAAUGUACGUACUGCUACUAAAACACCUUCGGCAACUACUACAAAUACAAUAAGUCUUACAUUAAUCCAAAUGUCAACGGAUAUUUAUUACCAAGAAGAAACUUAUAAUGAUCUUGGUUCAGUUAUGUCGGAUAUUGGUGGUUUCUUCAGUUCUUUAUCUGGAAUCUUCAUAUUUUUAUUUGGAGCAUCUAAAUUAGCACCAUGGGGAUUUUUGCAAACGUAUGUGUUUAAUUGCUUAUGUAUAAAAUAUCAAAAAAAACUUGUAAAGAAACUUAAAAGCAAAUACAAACCAAUUCCAUUCGUUAGUGGAAGAGCUAAAAAUGUUACUUUAGAAGAACGUAUUCAAAGUAUCGAAAAUUUGCUUGAGGAAUAUUAUCUUGAUACGAAAUUUUUAAAUAUAUUAUUAGAAGAAGAUAAAGAUAAUGAUGAUAAAGUCCAGAUUAUUACUGCGGCAUAA